AUGGGCAAUGCAGUUUCAUGCACUCCUUCCUUGAUACCCAAUGGGGUCUUCAAGGUCUUAUUCUUAGAUGGGAGACUAGAGGCCUACACAAAACCAAUGAGAGCUGCAGAACUCAUGUUAGAAUGCCCUGGACAAUUUGUUUGUGACUCUAGCUACCUCAAAGUGGGUCACCGUAUUCAUGGGCUUCUAGCUGAUGAAGAGCUUGAAAGGCGCAAAUUUUACUUCCUUCUACCAAUGGAGCUGUUGUACUCUGUGCUAACCCAUGAAGAAAUGAGCUCUCUUAAUUACAAAGCAUCCAGAGCAAUGAAGCAUGGAAGUUUUAACAAUUUGGCCAAGAUUUUUCCGGUGUUUAGUGAGUUUUGCAUGUUCCCCUCGGAGCUAAAGAGAUUAGAAUGUGAUAAUCAGGUGGUAAGGGAGCCAGAACCAGUGGAAAGGUACUCUAAGCAGAGAUCUUGGAAACCUGCACUUGAGACCAUUGAUGAAACUCCAUGA
Abrus precatorius (Indian licorice) is the source of this 492-nucleotide messenger RNA. RefSeq lists its product as uncharacterized. The record is from RefSeq and is a predicted model, not a curated record. The transcript has a single exon. Lineage: Eukaryota; Viridiplantae; Streptophyta; Magnoliopsida; Fabales; Fabaceae. Bases 1 to 492 code for a protein of 163 amino acids.